Messenger RNA from Ahaetulla prasina, 3878 nucleotides. RefSeq names its product cadherin like and PC-esterase domain containing 1 (gene CPED1). The transcript has 24 exons. The coding region runs from base 669 to 3854 and encodes 1061 amino acids. Lineage: Eukaryota; Metazoa; Chordata; Lepidosauria; Squamata; Colubridae. The record is from RefSeq and is a predicted model, not a curated record.
UCAGAUAUAUAGCUAAUCUUUCUCAUACUCCUUCUUCUGUAUGUUUGGCAAAUAAAGUGGAACAUCCCAAAGUUGUUUUGCAAGCCCAGAGCCACUUGGUUUCUUAAUUUACCAUUUGCCAUAGCACUUGCAUUCCUCUGUAUCACUUUUCCAUAACUUAUGUGCAGUUCUGAAGUUCUUACAAUGCUGCAAAACAAUAUGUGGGAGGCAAAAGUAAACUGUUUCUAUGAUCCAGUACAGUCCCCAGCCUGUACUGAGAGGCUUCAGAGCUUGGUAAACUUAACCCCACCCCUCCGGGCAGUCCUGAUUUUUAUUUAUAUGUCUGUGGUCCAACGGAGUUCAGAUGGAGUGCUGUGUGCGUGUGUGGAGAUGAGCUGAAGUCAUGAGCCUGGGCUGUUGGAGUGGUUUUAAUCAGCAACCCGUUAGAGGAGAAUGGAAAACGUCUGACAGGGUGAAGAACUGAGUCGGACAUUGCUUGCCUUUCUCUGCUGGGGGCCUCUCAUUUCUUGCCUGCUGAUGUCAUGGAAGAACUCAAGCCCAGAAGUGAUGGAGAGAGAACUUGAGUACAGAGAACAUACCUUUCUGCCUUUCUUUUAUGCUGGUGGAAAACAGCCAGACUGAUUGCCCCUAUAAUGUGGAAAUGGGACAAAUCAGAAAUCUGAGGUGCCAUGGCUUGCCGGCAGAUUGUGCCUGGCCGGAGAUGGUGUCGUUUUCGCCCAUUCCUGAUGGUGUUGGUUUUGGCUGCCUAUCUCUUCUACCAGACCCUGAUGCCUUUAAGAUUCAAGAGACCAACAAUUCCUACAAGUGGCAAUGGACUGCUGCCCAACAAAGCAGCUGAGAUGCAACAUCAGACACACCAAGUCCUCGCAAGGCGAGUCAGUUGCUUCCUUCCUUCUAACAAACAAGAAGGGCAGAAGGAGAUUGAGGAUACCAGUUUUAAGUUUUUUAAUAACAAAGCUAAGGAAGCCAUACUGUACAUCCCUUCUUCUGGCAAUGGACAAGAUCUUCAGUUAUAUCAGCAAAUCCUUACACAACACAAUUAUAGAGUUACAGUCGUUGAAGACAGGAAACUAAACAGAAAUGAACAUUUACAUCCAGAUGAAUUAAGUUCUUGGGACCUUUUUAUUUGCCUCUCAUCUAACAAAGCUGACCAUGAAAAUUGCUUAAAUAUAGUGGAAUCAUAUCAACCAACACUACUGCAAAAGGCAAAUGUUCUCUCUCAAAUCCAGCAUCUGCUUUCCAGAAAAGAAGGAUUGUGCCAAAUAAUGAGAACAUUUCCAGAUUUGCAUCUUCCAAUUAUUUCUUCUGCUUGCCCAGAAUCAAAAAUUAUAUCUCUUCAUACACUCAAAUCAUAUGAUAAGAAUGAAAGGAUACGUUUGAUAGAAGCAUUACAUCAGCCAGCCAAGGUUGUUCACCACCAUCCAAUCCCCAUUAAGACAGAAAAUAAGGAAGCCUUUAAAAUUCAAGAUUUUUCCAUCAUCAUCAAAGUGUAUGUGUUGGUGACAUCAUUAACACCUUUACAGGCAUUCAUUCAUUCAACUGGAAUUGUCUGGGAUCCACCUAAGAAGAAGCAUUUUUCAGUCAAGUUGCAAACAUUUUUUCAGACAUUUUUGAGGGCUGCUUCCCCUCAGCAGGCUUUGGAUGACAUGAAAGAGGCAAUAAGCCAACUCUUGUUGAUAACUGAGGUUUUCAGCGAAGCAGCAUUGCCUCAGCCACAAACUACUAGCCAGUGCAGGUCUUGCUUUCAGAUGUUAACUUUUGAUAUUGGAUUUGGACCCACUUUUUAUCCUACUGUUCUUGAGGUACAUGAAUAUUUUGAUUUUCAAGCUGAUGAAGAUUCAUUUUCAGAGGACCAAAGUGUUAAAGAAAUUCUUCUUAGAGAUACAUUUAGUAUCCUGUUAUCAAAUCAAACGUCUUCUUCCACUUUCUUUGAAGCUAUGCAGAAUGUUUAUCGAUCAGCAAGAAUUAAGGAUGACCAUCUCAAGGAGAAUUCUGAUUAUUGCCUAACAUUAGAAGAAUUAAAUCCAUUGAUUAACUUUGUAAAAGGGAUUCAAAAUCCAGGGCAAUUUGAAUUGCUUUUCCCUUCUGCUGUUCCGAAAAUCCAUUUUUUGCUGCAUGAUCUUUAUCGUAUAGUGAACCCAGGAAAAAAGCUUAACUCCAUCCUAGCUCUUCAUUGGUUCCUUUCAAGUUUAUUUAAGCAGUUCCAAGGAAUCAGCAAAGUAGCAUCUGCAAAUCUUCCAAAAGGGCAAAACAGUUCAAGAAAUAAGCCUUUGAUGACAGCUAAAUGGUCAAAUCUUGGGAUUUCUUAUUCAGAAAAAGACAACAUUCAACUAAGGGUAUCCUCCCCAGUCAAGGAAAAAGAUAAAGAACUACACAUUUUAAAUCUGGCUAAAGAAAUGCACUGCAGUCAUGAUGAAGAUACACUACCUCAUAUCAAGCAGAUCAUCACUAGCCCACAUUUGGACUUAAAUCCUAAUUUUGACCCCAGAAUCAAAGAAUACUACACUGAGGUGCCUUUUGAUCUUUUGACAAUCAAGAUUAGAGCAGAACCCAUGAAUUGUCAAGGUGAAGCUCACUUGGAUGAGAGACAAGGACCAAGCUCUGCACAUUACCCACUUGGAUUAGGUAUAAACCUAGUAAUUAUUGUGGUAACAGACAAGGCUCAAUCAGUCAAUGAGAUUGUGAGCAUCUACAAAAUCAUCAUUUUUCGUGAAGACCGUCCAAGCUUGCCAUUAUUCGAUGAUUUCAUGCUGUGUGGUUUUAUACAGGAUUGUGGCUCAGUCAUUCAUCCUGAGGAAUCCUGUGGUUUGCAGCCUCUCUCUGCUGAAUAUCUGUCAAUCGUUUCACAGCCACAGUUGAAGACAUGUGAAAUGGGGGAUGUAAAAGAAAUUCCAGGUAGAGAUGUAAGAAUGGUUAUCAUCUACUUUCCAGGACAGUGGGUUGUUCCUUGCCUUAGUUGUUCUGAUAACAGAACCUGUGAUUGGAGGCAGAUAACAUGGCAGCCGAACAAUUGUCAGUACCCUGUUCUGAAUAAACCAGAACUCCAAAAGUGUGUAAAAAGAAAAAAGGUUCUUUUCAUUGGUGAUUCCACUAACAGAGGGAUGAUGUAUUACCUGAUAGAGAGAGUGAAUGAGACCCUUCAAGAAUGGCAAAAGGCACAUGGCAUGAAGUUUUAUCACAAUGUGAACAAUGGGAGCACUUUCAUUAGUUAUUCAUAUUAUCCCCAAUUCUGGAUCAGUGUCAGUCAAAGACCUACAUUUGAAGAAGCUCUAGAGCAGCUGCUAUUCAGAUCACAGCCAUUAGAGAAUACAGGCCAAACUAUACUAGUUAUUGGUGGAGUCCAAUGGCUUAAUUUCAGUCACUUGCAUAUUAUUCAAAAAGUACUAAAGCGAAUGAAUCUCUCAAAUAUAAUGGUAGUGAUAAAAUCCCUAGGAAUGGGCUUUCAUCUGCCAGUAGAUGGAGUACACACUUUGUCAUCAGCAGAAAUAAAGAAUUUGUGGAAAGAAAAUCUUGCUAUUCUAAACACUGCAAAACACUAUGGCUAUGAGGUGGUUGAUACUUUCAUUAUUACAAUGGGACGGUACAAGGAAUUUUUACAAGGGAAAUGUGGUUGUCAUUUUCAUGAGGUGGUGAAAUCAAAGGCAUCUGAAAAAAGCUUUCCAAUAGUAACAACAUUUGCAAGACCCUAUGUUCUGGGCAAAUAUUUCAACAACCAAAGCAACCUUGCAAAACUGCAAGCUUAUGCAUCCAAUUCUCAAUCUCCUUAUCAUGUGAGAGGCCCAAUCAAUCAAGUUUAUUCUGAAAUACUCCUCAGCAGGAUCUGUGGGAACAACAGAAAGGAUGUCAGCGUGUAAUUUUGAAUGUUAGGCAUGUAGAGC